CUUUUCCUGCAUUGCAGGGGGUUGGACUGAAUGGUUCUUAGGGCCCCUUAACAAACUCGACAAUUCUCUGUUUCUGUACUUCUUGAAGCUGUAGCAGGUGAGUAUUGUUAAUCUCUUUCCUGUGCUACCUAUAGCAAAUUAGUUAGAAGCUUUCCAUAUUGGAAUUGUAUAGGCACUCACUUUUAGUGAUUAUCCCUUCUGAUCCUCAUCUCUUCUGCUUGCAGACAUAGUGCAGGGGACGGGAAAGAAGGAAGAGAUUUCAUUAUGGCUGAGCUGAGCACAACAGCAUCGCUUGGUUUAACCAUUGAUGGGGUUUCUGGAGACUACAGCCCUUCAGCAUUCCCAGAGGAAGAUGCUGAAUUUGAAUUUUCUUCCUUCAUAUAUUACCUGCUUCUCUUUGGCUGUCUUUUCAUCGUUACCCUUAUAGUAUCCAUAUGUGGCCUGGUGGGGAAUGCAAUCGUCAUCUGCUUUCUCUGCUUCAUCAUGAAGAAGAAUCCCAUCACCACCUAUGUCUUGAACUUAGCUGUAGCCGAUUCUUGUGUCCUUGUAACUUUAGCACUUGCAAUUUCAGAUAGCAUUUGGGAUGUAGGAGGAAUUUCCACUGACCUGGGUUUUGGGCUGUUUAUUUCCACACAUGCCACUAGCUUAUAUCUACUGACAGCCAUCAGUGUCGAGAAAUGUCUCUCUGUUGUCUUCCCAAUCUGGUAUCGAUGCCACCGUCUAGAACACCUGUCUGAAAUUGUUUGUGCAUUAAUAUGGGCAAUGUCCAUUCUGGUCUUUGGAAUCUAUCACUUUUUCAUUUCAGCUGAAUAUGAAGACUCUCACAUAAUGAUUUGGGUCGUUCAUAUGAUCAACUCUGUAUUUUGCCCACUUCUUGUAGUCAUCUGUACUGUGAUCCUUUUCAUCAAGGUCUGCUGCAGUUUACAUCGACGCCAACGAGGAAAGUUCUACACAGCACUCUUGUUUGCACUUCUUUUCUUCCUCAUUUUUGGUGUUCCACUCAGUGUCAUGAUAACCGUUCAAUAUUUUAUUGUUGAUUUUAAUCCAAUAAUGUUAUUUUUUGGAGGAGUGUGUGCUAUUAUCAACAGCAGUGUUAAUCCAUUCAUUUACUUCUUAAUUGGAAGGAAAAAGACACAUCGAUCCAGAGAACCCUUGAAGGUGGUGCUGGAAAGAGUUUUUAGUGACAAAGCUGAUUGCAGAGAAGAUCAGAGUCCUCCAACCAUGAUAAAUUCAAUGAUGAUGACUUCUUAAACCUCUCCUUGUAAACUAAGAUGCCAGGAUGGCAUUAGAGAUGACCAACAACAUAGGUUUAUUCUGGGGGGGAAAGUCUGUAGAUUCAUGUUUUUCUGCUUCUUUUCUGCAUCUUUUAAUCAUGGGUGUUUAUCUUUUAAUGUUUGCUUCUUUGGUUUUUAUACUUGUCAUUUGCUUAGGAGCUAAUUUGAGCAUCAGAUGGCAUACAAAUUAAUAAAGAAUAACAAAUCAUUCCAAAGUGGGGAUACCAAGGGCUCCAAAACUUCAAAGGAAUAAGCAGAAUUCUUUUCAACUCCAUCACUUUGGAAGCUCUGCACACCCUUGGUGUGAAAGUGUGAAUUUAACACACCUGGUCAUGAAGUGUGAAGCCUGAUCUGCUGUAAAAGCCAUCUGGUCCCCCAGCAGAGCCUCCUGCAUCUCCAAUCUAACCUGGUUCCACCCAUAGCUGCCAAGUUAUCCCUUUUUUAAAGGGAUUUUCCCUUAUGCUGAAUAGGCUUCCUCGCGAGAAAAGGGAAAACUUGGCAGCUAUGGUUCCACCACAAAAAGUAUUGUUACAGGUUUGUGGGGGAGCAAGGUAUCCCCAGACCCUGUGUGUCAGAUAUAUUCCUGGAUGUGUUCUGGGAAGAGGAAGGAGAACAAUGGUGAGAACUCCAUGAGUUGCAGGCUGCAACCUAGAAACUGGCAAGUAUAGCUGACUGCUCAAGCUGAGAGGAGCAGCAAGAGACAUUCUAGGGGAGGGAGGUUCUGCACUCCCUCCAUCUAAACUCAGGUGUAAAUAUGUGUAAAUAAGCCAUACUUCUUAAUGACUCUGCAGACUCCACUAAUUAAAUGUGUGUCCUGAGCUCCCACAACUGCUGCCCACCUUUGGCAAGAUUCGCAACAACAGGAGUAGAUAUGUUCUAUGCUUACAAUAACAUUUUAUUAUCUUGUUAAUUAUGCUGUUUUAAAUGUGCAUUUUAUAUUUGGCUUCUUCUAGUAAUGUUUUCUUUUGAAAUGUUUAAGAUAAUAUUUUAGU
Zootoca vivipara (common lizard) is the source of this 2266-nucleotide messenger RNA. The record is from RefSeq and is a predicted model, not a curated record. Lineage: Eukaryota; Metazoa; Chordata; Lepidosauria; Squamata; Lacertidae.